GGGAAGCGAUCAUCCAGAAAUGCUACCUCUGCUUAUGGCAAGUCCUGCAGGGUUGUGUGCUGGGAGUCCUGGGUGUAGCUGAUUCAAUAUUGUAUGGGGCCCAAGCUCUGCUUAUGGCAAGUCCUGCAGGGUUGUGUGCUGGGAGUCCUGGGUGUAGCUGAUUCAAUAUUGUAUGGGGCCCAGGCUCUGCUUAUGGCAAGUCCUGCAGGGUUGUGUGCUGGGAGUCCUGGGUGUAGCUGAUUCAAUAUUGUAUGGAGCCCAGGCUCUGCUUAUGGCAAGUCCUGCAGGGUUGUGUGCUGGGAGUCCUGGGUGUAGCUGAUUCAAUAUUGUAUGGGGCCCAGGCUCUGCUUAUGGCAAGUCCUGCAGGGUUGUGUGCUGGGAGUCCUGGGUGUAGCUGUUUCAAUAUUGUAUGGGGCCCAAGCUCUGCUUAUGGCAAGUCCUGCAGGGUUGUGUGCUGUGAGUCCUGGGUGUAGCUGAUUCAAUAUUGCAUGGGGCCCAAGCUCUGCUUAUGGCAAGUCCUGCAGGGUUGUGUGCUGGGAGUCCUGGGUGUAGCUGAUUCAAUAUUGUAUGGGGCCCAGGCUAUGCUUAUGGCAAGUCCUGCAGGGUUGUGUGCUGUGAGUCCUGGGUGUAGCUGUUUCAAUAUUGUAUGGGGCCCAAGCUCUGCUUAUGGCAAGUCCUGCAGGGUUGUGUGCUGGGAGUCCUGGGUGUAGCUGUUUCAAUAUUGCAUGGGGCCCAGGCUAUGCUUAUGGCGAGUCCUGCAGGGUUGUGUGCUGGGAGUCCUGGGUGUACCUGUUUCAAUAUUGUAUGGGGCCCAAGCUCUGCUUAUGGCAAGUCCUGCAGGGUUGUGUGCUGUGAGUCCUGGGUGUAGCUGUUUCAAUAUUGUAUGGGGCCCAGGCUCUGCUUAUGGCAAGUCCUGCAGGGUUGUGUGCUGUGAGUCCUGGGUGUAGCUGUUUCAAUAUUGUAUGGGGCCCAAGCUCUGCUUAUGGCAAGUCCUGCAGGGUUGUGUGCUGGGAGUCCUGGGUGUAGCUGUUUCAAUAUUGCAUGGGGCCCAGGCUAUGCUUAUGGCAAGUCCUGCAGGGUUGUGUGCUGGGAGUCCUGGGUGUAGCUGUUUCAAUAUUGUAUGGGGCCCAAGCUCUGCUUAUGGCAAGUCCUGCAGGGUUGUGUGCUGUGAGUCCUGGGUGUAGCUGAUUCAAUAUUGCAUGGGGCCCAAGCUCUGCUUAUGGCAAGUCCUGCAGGGUUGUGUGCUGGGAGUCCUGGGUGUAGCUGAUUCAAUAUUGUAUGGGGCCCAGGCUAUGCUUAUGGCAAGUCCUGCAGGGUUGUGUGCUGUGAGUCCUGGGUGUAGCUGUUUCAAUAUUGUAUGGGGCCCAAGCUCUGCUUAUGGCAAGUCCUGCAGGGUUGUGUGCUGGGAGUCCUGGGUGUAGCUGUUUCAAUAUUGUAUGGGGCCCAAGCUCUGCUUAUGGCAAGUCCUGCAGGGUUGUGUGCUGGGAGUCCUGGGUGUAGCUGUUUCAAUAUUGCAUGGGGCCCAGGCUAUGCUUAUGGCAAGUCCUGCAGGGUUGUGUGCUGGGAGUCCUGGGUGUACCUGUUUCAAUAUUGUAUGGGGCCCAAGCUCUGCUUAUGGCAAGUCCUGCAUGGUUGUGUGCUGUGAGUCCUGGGUGUAGCUGUUUCAAUAUUGUAUGGGGCCCAGGCUAUGCUUAUGGCAAGUCCUGCAGGGUUGUGUGCUGUGAGUCCUGGGUGUAGCUGUUUCAAUAUUGCAUGGGGCCCAGGCUCUGCUUAUGGCAAGUCCUGCAGGGUUGUGUGCUGGGAGUCCUGGGUGUAGCUGUUUCAAUAUUGUAUGGGGCCCAGGCUCUGCUUAUGGCAAGUCCUGCAGGGUUGUGUGCUGUGAGUCCUGGGUGUAGCUGUUUCAAUAUUGUAUGGGGCCCAGGCUCUGCUUAUGGCAAGUCCUGCAGGGUUGUGUGCUGUGAGUCCUGGGUGUAGCUGUUUCAAUAUUGUAUGGGGCCCAAGCUCUGCUUAUGGCAAGUCCUGCAGGGUUGUGUGCUGGGAGUCCUGGGUGUAGCUGUUUCAAUAUUGUAUGGGGCCCAGGCUCUGAUUGGCCUUAAAUUCUAGGCAGUUUUUCUUUUUAAAGAAUAACCUUAAUUUGUGUAUUUUUAUUAUUAUUUUUUUUCUUUCAAUAAAUUGUUAAUAUGAGAAUGCAUGGAAACGUUGAGUAUUAAUGUGUAUUAUUAUUAUUUGUCCCAGACCACAAUGCCCGGCAUGAAGAGAGAUUGCGGUGGAGCUGCUGCUGUUCUGGGGGCUUUCAAGGUUGCAGUUAAACAGGUUAGUAGUGUAGCACUUAUUGGAAUGAGUUAUUGCAGUUAAACAGGUUAGUGGUGUUGCACUUAUUGGGGUGAGUAUGGGGCACUGCAGAUUUUAAUAACUCACAUGUUAUGUUUUUGCUGUGCCAGGAUAGCUUGGCAUAGUAUUUAAAUUUAAAAUAUAAAAGUUUAGCUCUUCUUCUAACCAGCAAACUGUUGGCUAUCUGGUUGUGCUAACGUUUGAUGUAUAUAUAUUUUUUUUUUUAUGUCUCUUUUUUUUUUUAGGGAUUUAAGGACAAUCUUCACGCCCUGUUCUGUUUGGCAGAGAACUCUGUUGGUCCUAAUGCAACACGGCCUGAUGAUAUUCACACGCUGUACUCAGGAAAGUAAGAACCUGCUGUCUGUCUCUGAUUUAUGUUAUUCCAGUAUGAGACAUCUGGAGUGAAGGGUCUUAUUCAAGAAAAUAGAAACAUAGAAUGUGACAGCAGAUAAGAACCAUUCGGCCCAUCUAGUCUGCCCAAUAUUUCAAAAUACUUUCAAAAUGACUUGCCGAGACAGGGCAGCAGAAAUUAGAUGAGCUGGUGGCAGAAAGGCCGUAGUGAUAUCACUGCUAACAAGUUCACAUGGUGAGAGCUUUGGUAAUUGUAUUGGUGGGAUUUAUGUCUUCAUUCAGAAGACCCUCUUUAUCUCUGUGCUUGUUAACUAAUACCCCUGGGUGAAAGGGAGAAUCCCCAGUCCUUGCAGGAUGGUGCCCACCCUAAUAAUGGAAGGUUUUUGGCUUUGUGCCUGCUCCCCCCCCUCCUUACUCCCUUUGGAAAGUCUGUCAAAUAACAUAAAGUUUGCUCCAAACUGUAGAACGGUUGAAAUAAAUAACACCGACGCAGAAGGCAGAUUGGUGCUCGCGGAUGGAGUUUCCUACGCUUGCAAGGACCUGGGUGCGGAAAUCGUUCUUGACAUAGCGACGCUGACUGGCGCGCAGGUACUGGGCAGGGACCAGGGAGGGAUCUUUAAUGCUGCUGCUUGUAUCCUGCACUAUAUUGAGAUGUGAACACGUUCUCUCAGGGUAUUGCGACUGGCAAGUACCACGCAGCCGUACUGACAAACAGCGAGGAAUGGGAGAAUGCCUGCGUGAAGGCAGGCAGGAAGUGCGGAGACUUGGUUCACCCGCUGGUCUACUGCCCUGAGCUUCACUUCAAUGAGUUCUCCUCUGCCAUGGCGGACAUGAAGAAUUCUGUUGCGGUGAGUGUAGUUAUGCUUUGCCAACCAACGUGGGAGUUAGGUGGGAUUCUGUCUGUAACAUGACCCCGUCUAAUUCUUGACUUCACUUUGACAACAGAUUUCCAUGUGUUGUGUACGCUAAAUAUAUAUGUCUCCACUAUUAUAAUAAGAAUCUCACUGCAGGUACAGACUGCUAAGUCAGUCUAGUCUGCAGACACUGCUUGGUUAGUGAGGGGGUGCACACAGUCUGCCUGCAGACACUGCUUGGUUAGUGAGGGGGUGCACACAGUCUGCCUGCAGACACUGCUUGGUUAGUGAGGGGGUGCACACAGUCUGCCUGCAGACACUGCUUGGUUAGUGAGGGGGUGCACACAGUCUGCCUGCAGACACUGCUUGGUUAGUGAGGGGGUGCACACAGUCUGCCUGCAGACACUGCUUGGUUAGUGAGGGGGUGCACACAGUCUGCCUGCAGUGAGGGGGUGCACUGCCUUGCUUGGUUAGUGAGGGGGUGCACACAGUCUGCCUGCAGACACUGCUUGGUUAGUGAGGGGGUGCACACAGUCUGCCUGCAGACACUGCUUGGUUAGUGAGGGGGUGCACACAGUCUGCCUGCAGACACUGCUUGGUUAGUGAGGGGGUGCACACAGUCUUCCUGCACUGCUUGGUUAGUGAGGGGGUGCACACAGUCUGCCUGCAGACACUGCUUGGUUAGUGAGGGGGUGCACACAGUCUGCCUGCAGACACUGCUUGGUUAGUGAGGGGGUGCACACAGUCUGCCUGCAGACACUGCUUGGUUAGUGAGGGGGUGCACACAGUCUGCCUGCACUGCUUGGUUAGUGAGGGGGAUGCACACAGUCUGUCAGCAAGCUAAAAUCUGUUGCAGAACUUUGAUUUUAUAGGGACGCUAUAGGCACCUAGACCACUUCAGCUUUAGAUGGCUGGGGGGGAGCUAUAUAAUAAAAGUUGCUUUAACUUAAAAAAGGAAUUUCUUAUUUUUAUCAAAACCCCAUAAUACGUAGUAGUUCUUAUAGUUAUAGAAUAUAAAUGCAAGUAAGGCUUGUAUUUUCUUGGAAUCCCUGACCCCUAGUCUGGCUGCAAUCUGUUUUCUUUGAACCCCUUUGUAAUCGUUCACUGUAAGGAUUAGACCAUAGCUUGGUUUCCUCUGUAGUAAGUGACUCGGCUAGGUUUGUAACUCUGCUCUUGUACCUGUAGGAUCGCGAGAACGCACAGAGCUCUUGCGCUGGACUAUUCAUUGCUUCUCACAUUGGGUUUGACUGGCCAGGCGUGUGGGUCCAUGUUGAUAUUGCUUCUCCAGUUCACACUGUAAGUACAAGGUCAUCUUGAGGGCUAGUUUUCAAUGUUUUUUUGAUUGGGAUUUUAUUUAUUACAUAACACACAGAAACAAGGAUUGCAUUCUCAAUCACUAUAUUUCUACAAUUUACCAUCCCAUAAUUCCAGUGGCUUCCUUCAUAUUAGCAGUACCCUGACUUCCAAAGAUGCCUGAGUCCUCCACCAGUCCUUACUUUAAUUAAAAAGUAAAUUAGACCAUAAAGAGCCAAUGCCAUGCCAGGAAUGGAAUAAUUUAAAGGAUUUGGCUCCAUAAUAGGGGAAGGGCACAGACAUUGAUUUUAUACUACAAUCACAUCAUAAAUGGUUUAUAGUUUUAUCUUGGCUAGCUCCAUUACUAGAUAUCUUUUUGCUUUAAUCACAUUGAACCCACUCUGUCCCUGCAGGGUGAGAGAGCCACUGGUUAUGGGGUGGCACUGCUGCUCUCCCUCUUCGGGCGUGCUUCAGAGGACCCCCUGCUUUAUACCGUGUCUCCCUUGGGCGAGGAUGAUGAAGAAGAAAACCUUCAGAGAGAUUCCAAAAGAAGACGCCUUGUGUGAUUGGCUAGCUCGUCUGCCAGUGAACCCAAUUCAUCAUGUAAUCCAAUCAGUUCUGUUUUCUCCAAAUCUUAUGCGCAAACCGUGCUUCUUAUUCAGACCAGUGUAUAACCUCUGACCACUAAUUAUGUUUUUUUUGCCAUUUUUAUAUGGUGUGAUCUUCUCAUUAUUGCUUUCUCCUAGACAGUGCAAGACUUUGUGUUUAACGUGUCCCUCCUCUUACCCUGGAGAGAGCCUGCUUCCUUGUCUGUGUCCCUUCAGAUGGCAGCUCCCCAGCACCCCAAUUAGUUUCUUCAACCUUUCUAUGGCUCAAAAUGUAAUUAAAGCGGUUUGCAUUCCUUGGUUU
Messenger RNA from Pelobates cultripes (western spadefoot toad), 5738 nucleotides. The record is from the annotation of a GenBank genome assembly. NCBI's taxonomy places the organism in Eukaryota, Metazoa, Chordata, Amphibia, Anura, Pelobatidae.